UGACCCUUCGCGGUCUACAGCACCCUUUAAAAUACACCUAAAUUGUCAGAUCAACAACCCACCUAUAUUGCCAAACAUGUUCUAAAUAUUGGCAUGCUGAAUAUCCCCUACAGGAUCUUCGGAAGGCAACCGCGAAAUCUACUUAUGGUUUGACCGCAGCAUGGCAAAACAGUUUUCACAACGGAUAAACACGACGGCGCCAGUAGCUGUCUAGAUCGUGUGCAGAAGAGGAGCCUUCAACAUGAUAGGAGCUUCUGAUGAUACCGGCGAAGAAUCACGGGGACGAUCGUCGCGAUCCUCGGGGCACCGGGGCCGUCAAGACUCUGAGGGGCAAUUCCAGGAUGAAACCCGUCAACGUGCACAGCCAACCGAUGACACGUUUGGAUCAACACCUGCCAUGCACCCUCUGCCAUCGUCUGCCUCUAAUUAUUUCGCUGCGGGGGACCCUCCGACUGAGCCAAUUUUGUCCCCGCUCCACAACUACGUACCAAAACAUGUCGAAGAUGCAAGUCAGCCUUCAUCUACCAAAUCUGCCCAGGACAGUGGAUUGCAUGACCAGCCAGCGAUUUCGGGCUCUUCCCAAAGUUCCGCUGGUCCCAGCAUUGAUCAAAAGAAGGGUAAAGGCGCGGUGCAUAAAAAAGCGAGCGACCAGGGGGGUUGUAAGAUGCACAAAUUCACAGUAUACGAAACAGCGACGAGGUACUUCAUCGUGGGCGCCGACAUCAUGGACCAGAGAUUCCGGAUUCUAAAAAUUGACCGUAAUUCGGACGUUGGGAACCUAAGCGUAGCUGAGGAUGACAUGGUGUACACGAAAAAAGAGAUGAGCGAAUUAUUAAGUGCCGUGGGCGACGGCAAUAAAAGCACUGGGGGGAUGAAGCUCAAAUGCAGCACAUGGGGCCUUCUCGGUUUUGUUCGAUUCACCGGGACUUAUUAUAUGCUUUUGAUUACCAAGAGAAGCCAAGUAGCCAUGAUUGGGGGGCAUUAUGUCUACCAAAUAGAUGGGACGGAACUUGUGCCUCUCGUCACUUCGCAGAAUUCCAGAUUCAAACCAGAUUCUCGAAACGCAGAGGAGACAAGAUUUUUGGGGAUUUUGAAUAAUCUUGACUUGUCCCGUUCGUUUUACUUCAGUUAUUCAUACGAUAUAACGCACACACUCCAACACAAUAUCCUAAAGGAACGCGCCGCCAUGACUCAAAACCUUCCUCGCCCAUACCCGCCUGAAUACAAUGACAUGUUUGUCUGGAACAACUACUUGUUGAGGCCUGCUACAGUGGCACUGAAGAACACCUACGACUGGUGUCUUCCAAUAAUCCAUGGCUACAUGGAUCAAGCAGCCCUUUCAAUAUACGGCCGGACCGUGCAUAUUACAAUCAUUGCAAGAAGAUCGCGAUUCUUUGCCGGGGCCAGAUUCCUUAAACGCGGGGCAAAUGAUCUGGGCUACGUUGCCAACGAUGUCGAAACUGAGCAAAUAGUUGCUGAGGGCCUGACCACUUCGUUCCAUGCGCCGGGUCCCAAACUCUUUGCCAGUCCAAACUAUACGUCAUACGUUCAACAUCGAGGAAGCAUACCCCUAUACUGGACUCAGGAUAAUACUGGAGUGACACCAAAGCCACCCAUCGAACUGAAUCUGGUAGACCCGUUCUACAGUGCGGCAGCCCUUCAUUUUGACAACUUGUUUCAGCGAUACGGCGCCCCAAUUUACGUCCUUAACCUCGUGAAGUCUCGUGAGAGGAUUCCUCGCGAGUCGAAGUUAUUGCAUGAGUUCACAAGUGCCAUAAAAUAUUUAAAUCAGUCCCUGCCGGAGGGUAAAAAAAUCAUACACAAGGCAUGGGAUAUGAGCCGAGCGUCUAAAAGCCGUGACCAAGAUGUUAUUGGGACACUUGAAGCUAUCGCGGAGGAAGUUGUUACCACUACCGGUCUAUUUCGGAAUGGAGACGGCAAGACCACUCUCCCUACAGUGCAGAACGGGGUUGCAAGAACUAACUGCAUCGAUUGUCUUGAUCGCACCAACGCAGCCCAGUUUGUUAUUGGAAAGCGAGCCCUAGGAUAUCAGCUGCACGCAUUGGGAAUCAUUGCUGGGACCUCUAUUGAUUAUGAUACGGACGCUGUCAAUCUCUUUACCCAUAUGUAUCAUGAUCAUGGCGACACCAUUGCCGUUCAAUAUGGAGGCUCUCAACUCGUCAAUACUAUGGAAACAUAUCGUAAAAUAAACCAGUGGACAAGUCACUCUAGGGAUAUGGUGGAAAGUUUCAAGAGGUACUAUAACAACUCUUUUCUCGACGGUCAGCGGCAAGAAGCAUACAACCUCUUCCUCGGCAAUUACAUUUUUACCCAAGGGCAACCCAUGCUUUGGGAUCUAGUAACCGAUUACUACCUGCACCAUGCUGAUCCAAGAGCUUGGUCUGGGAAACAACGUCGCAACUAUAUCUCCUGGUACACCCCGGAAUAUCUGGCCGAGAGGAAGAUGCCAACUGAUGCGCUAUUAUUAACAUCGAGAACCACUGACGAAACACUCUAUAAUUUUGACGAUUACUGGCUCGAAUAUUAUAAACCUCUCGCACUUUCCUCAUUCUUGAAAAUAUUUUCUUAUAAUAUGAAUUCGACUGUACGCUACAUACCCGUUAGGUUUGCCCAAGAAGGGAGGUAUGACCUGAGUCCAUUCAGAGUUCGAACAGAGAUAAAUCAAGAAGUGCCGGACAAAAAAGCGGUAAAAUACCGAGCUGCCAAUUUAGAUCCUCAGGACAAGCACGACGAUGACACCUCUGUCAGCCGGGGAGCCACAAAAAGAACGCCAAGGCAACGCUGGCUUCAGCCUAUCGACGAGAAAGCCUCCAUGAGCCAUGGAACUGUGAUGGAGCCUCGGUCUACAAAUAUCCACUUAUUACAAUCAAACCAGAAGCUGCCAGCGCUUGAUUUAUCCAAAACGGCCCCGCUGACUUUCAAGCAAGUCGUCCAGGAUUCCCUGAAUCCAUUUGUCACGGAUCAGGAAGCGGAAGAUUAUGCGCGGUACAUUAAUCACCCGCAGACAUUACCACUUGUCGUUUCAACUGAAACGCCAGCAGAUAUUGAUGUCGAAUAUCUGGAUUAUGUAAGUGGCGCGUGGCAAGAAUCGAACUCUCUUUCGUAUACCCUUGAGGAGGAUUUAAGAGACUUUUCCGACUUUCUAACCGUCCCCGACAAUCCUCUCACAGUCACCAACGAGGAUGCCCAGAAGAAGAGGUAUAAAGCAUACCGUAAAUGGCAUAACGGGAAAUCAUUGUUUAAGCAGCAACCUAUUGACUGAAUGUAUCCAUAUCAUGUGUUGGACGUUGGUAACAAAACCAAUAGAUUUUGAGUCCUUCUAACGGUAGCUGGAAUCUUGGGCCUUGCGUCGGAAUACACCUUAUGUGCUUGAAAGCUCACAUGAGGACACGGCCUAUGGGCAAGUCUGCGAUAUUCAUUGCAUUCAACUUGUACCUAUCUGCAACGAAGGUCUAGGCGGUAUUUAUAGGCCAAUAUUGAGUAUAUAAUACGUUCUAUUCUAUUCGAGUUUGAAUAAAUUCGAAAGGUCAGGGUAGACUUUGACUACAUCUGUAAGGGCCGUUUCUUGGCCAGCUGCUCCUACAGUGGACUUGAAAAGCAAAGCGGCCGAAAUUUGCAGCUCCUGCUUGAGUUGACCAAGUUCGUGUUUGACAUUUUCACUCGCACUGUUCAUAAUCUCUUCGGUUAGAUUUAUCCAGCAAAUGGACAGCGCUUUGACAAUCUGAACGCGAUGAUGUUCCUCCGAGAGUAUUGGCCAGCAAUUGAGGAUUGUGGUCUGAACAGUCUUUAUUCCUCGUAGAAGAAGGGCAGGGUUAGAAGGCGCGAAUGGAUCCACCAGGACAGCCGAAAGUAAUGGCAGGAUAUCCUGCAUGAACAUUAGUUUGUUUACUCAAGCAACUUGAAAUCUUGCAAACCUUGGCAUGUUUGACGGAGUAAAUGUGAAGGCGGUUUAUUAUUUCGCUCAUUUCAGCCAGUAAUAGCUCC
Molecule: messenger RNA, 4005 nt
Organism: Pseudogymnoascus verrucosus
Lineage: Eukaryota; Fungi; Ascomycota; Leotiomycetes; Thelebolales; Thelebolaceae
Gene: FIG4
Product: phosphatidylinositol-3,5-bisphosphate 5-phosphatase
Exons: 3
Coding region: 242-3283 (1013 amino acids)
Biological process (GO): phosphatidylinositol dephosphorylation
Cellular component (GO): intracellular membrane-bounded organelle
Molecular function (GO): phosphatidylinositol-3,5-bisphosphate 5-phosphatase activity
Source: RefSeq, a predicted model, not a curated record